Adineta steineri is the source of this 1116-nucleotide messenger RNA. The record is from the annotation of a GenBank genome assembly. Lineage: Eukaryota; Metazoa; Rotifera; Eurotatoria; Adinetida; Adinetidae.
AUGGCAUCAUCUAUUGAUUUACAUCCGCCGAUCCAUUGGGGACAAACAUUACAUAGCGUGUCAUUACGUAUUGGACUUACAGAUGUAAAAUAUCCAAAAGUUGAUAUUAAUGAAUCGAGUAUUAAAUUUCAAGCAACUGGAUGUAGUGGAUCACGUGGCGAGCAAUUAUAUUCAUUUGAAAUUGAACUUUUUGAAAAAAUUGACGCAAAAACUAGUACCUAUAGAAUAAAUGAUCGUGAGAUAAAUGUUAAUUUAAAGAAAAAGAAAGGCGAUACAAAUAAUGCUUGGCCACGUCUUACUAAAGCUUCUGCUAAAUUACCUUGGUUAAAGGCUGAUUUUGAUAAAAUGGCAUUUAGUGAAGAUGAAUCUGAUCAAGAACAAAAAAAGCCAAUGUUUAACAAUAACUUUAAUGAUGAUAUGUAUAAAUCACUUCGUCAAGAUCCUCGCAAAACGAAACCAAAAGCUUUUCUUGAUCAUCGAACAAAUUGGUUACUCUUCUAUAAUUUAUUUCAAUUUACGGCUUAUUUAUUGGUAUUUAGUCGUUUAAUCUUCUAUUUUAUAGCCCGAGGACAUCUACAAAAUGCUUAUAGACUUGUUGAAAAUCCAAUAAAAUUAUGUCAAUCUUUAGCAGUUCUUGAAACGAUUCAUCCAUUAAUUGGUUUUACUAAAGGUGAUUGGACAUCACCAUUAAUACAAUUUCUUGGUCGAAAUUUAAUUUUAUUUGUUGUUAUUAAUUUUAAUAAUGAAAUAAAAGCAUCACCAGUUGUACCUUGUCUAUUCUUAGUAUGGAGUUUCGUUGAACUUUUUCGUUAUCCAUAUUAUGGUAUUCGUCUAUUAAAUAAAGAUAAUCGUAUAAUUGCAUGGUUACGUUAUACGCUCUGGAUUGUUCUUUAUCCAUUAGGUGCAUUUCUUGAAGGUUUAACUAUUUACAAAAGUCUUAAUUAUUAUCAAUCGAAACGUUAUUUCAGCAUCGAUUUACCAAAUGCAAUGAAUUUUUCUUUUAAUUUUGUUCUUUUUCUUCAAAUCUACUUAGUAUUAUUACCAUUAGGUCUUAUUCAUAUGAUGCAACAUAUGUGGAAUCAACGUAAAAAGACAUUAAUAAAAAAAAAUAAAUAA